Molecule: messenger RNA, 2320 nt
Organism: Salvia hispanica
Lineage: Eukaryota; Viridiplantae; Streptophyta; Magnoliopsida; Lamiales; Lamiaceae
Biological process (GO): cortical microtubule organization
Cellular component (GO): cortical microtubule
Source: RefSeq, a predicted model, not a curated record
UUACACCCUCUGCCACUCUCUUCUCCAUCUCCUUCAAAUCUCCUUUCUCUCUCUCUCACUGACCCACCGUUUGGUUGCAGGAUGUUGUAGAGCAAAACCGAAGCUUAAUUCAUGACUUUUCUGUGUUUUUUACUCAAACAUUCCGGUGAUCCGAGAUCUGUCCUCGCUUAAUCGCUGCUGCAGUCGACGUUUUAUGCUGAGAGAUCCGCGGCCUAAGCUCCUCUCGGUGGUCGCGGCUGGCUCGUCGAUCUUCGUCGGUUUUUUUUUUUACUGAGGAUUAAGCGGUUUCUGAGCUGGAGAGAAGCUAGGGUUUUCGAAUUCGGGGGUUAUGGAAUGUGGAUGGAGGAUUAGGGUUUAAAUUAGGCGUUAUCGUGUUGUGUUUAAUUAAUUUUUGGGGAUGAAUCGGAGUUUUAGGGCUCCUGAGAGGGGGCAGAUGGGGAGUCUGAGGUUGAGGGAUAAUAAAGAUGAGGAGUUGGCGUUGUUUCGGGAAAUGCGGAGGCGCGACAAGGAAAGGAACGAUCUUCUUCUUCUGCAGAACUCCGAUGAGUUCGAUGCUCCACUUGGACAAAGGAGUGGUAGUUCGCCAAUAUUUAACAUAAAUUCUGGUACCACUGCGCCACCAGUCCGGAAGAACGUUGCUGACGAGUUUCUCAAUUCGGAGAAUGAUAAAAAUGAUUAUGAUUGGCUUUUAACACCUCCUGGCACCCCACUUUUUCCUUCACUAGAAAUGGAAGGACAAAAAACCGUCAUGAGCCAGCUAGGCACUCCAAAAGCUCGCCCUACUGCUCUUAAGUCUAGACUUGCCAAUGCCCAAUCGGAGCCUGCUGCUAGGGGCAAUUUGUCAUCUAGACAGCAAGUCUCAUCUCCUGGGCUAAAUACUUCAACUGGAGGACUUCGCCGGCCAACUUCUUCCGGUGGUCCUGGGUCAAGACCUGGAACACCAACUGGUCGCCCAACUGUGAGCUCAAUAACCAGAUCCACCUUGACCUCAACGUCAAAUAGGGCUGCAAUGAACACGUCAGUUAGAAUAACCUCCAACACUGCAUCUAAAAUGCCAACUACAACAUCAAAACCUUCAAGAUCUUCUACACCCACUUCUCGCCCCACGUUGUCUUCAGCAAAGCCCACAGGUCCUCCAAGAUCUUCCACCCCGACAGGCAGGUCUACUAUAAGAUCCUCAACACCGACAAGCAGCGUGUCUCUACCAGCAUCUAGGUCGACAUCCAGAGCCUCGACUCCUACUCGCAGACCAACACCAUCCUCUGCUACAAAAACGCCUGCUGUUUCAUCAAAGUCUCCAACGACCUCUUCAGUUUCCAAGCCAGUUUCUACUGCCUCGAAGAAUCCAAUGCAAGCACGGUCCAAUUCUCCUACAGUGAGACCUAGACCGUGGAAGCCUUCAGAGAUGCCUGGAUUUUCUCUUGAUGUUCCACCAAACCUGAGAACGUCUCUGUCCGACAGGCCACCUUCAGCCACUAGAGGUAGACCAGGUGCACCAAGUUCCCGGUCAUCAUCUAUUGAGCCUCCUUCAAAUGGAAGGAUUAGAAGACAAUCCUGUUCUCCUGCAAGAGGCCGACCUCCUAAUGGUAUGAGCCGUAACAGCGGAAGCUCUGUGCCUGUUCCCGCUGCAAGUCGGUUGCAUGCUAAGGCUAAUGACAACGUGAGCCCUGCUCUAGUCGGAACUAAAAUGGUCGAAAGGGUGAUAAAUAUGAGGAAACUAGCUCCCCCCAAGCAAGACGAUAAACACUCUCCCCACAGCAGCUUAUCCGGAAAGUCCUUAUCGCCAGACAGUGCAGGGUUCGGAAGAACACUUUCAAAGAAAUCCUUAGAUAUGGCCAUGAGACAUAUGGAUAUAAGACGGACAAUUCCAGGCAAUCUGCGGCCUCUUAUGACCAACAUCCCUGCAUCCUCGCUGUAUAGUGUGAGAUCGGGACCUAACAGAAGGACAACCAGCAUCUCAGAUUCUCCGCUUGCAACGAGCAGUAACUGCAGCUCCGAAUUGAGUGUCAACAACGGCCUAUGCAUGGAUGGAGGCGAAGCAGAUGAGGAUGUGAGCAGUGACAAGUGCCUCCGUUCUCCACGAAGCUUACGGGGCAGGUGAUGAUGGUACGUAUUUUCUGUUGUAGACACCGAUUUCAACUGAACCACUACUGGCAAGCAAGAGUAACAACUGAAACAUAAUCAGUAGUAUGCCAUUCAACUAUCCUGUAUUAAUCUGUAUCAGCUGUCUUCCAGUUUGUUGUUUGUCGGCUAAUCGAAUGUAACACCUAUUAUUGAAUCUCUAAUUUGUUCAAAGCUAAUUUGGAAAAGUUUCUGUCAA